Prorocentrum cordatum is the source of this 2685-nucleotide messenger RNA. NCBI's taxonomy places the organism in Eukaryota, Dinophyceae, Prorocentrales, Prorocentraceae. The record is from the annotation of a GenBank genome assembly.
AUGCAGCAGCGCAUCAUGGAGCACGUGCGCGACUCAGUUGGAGCGCUGGGGGCUCCACCGGCAGGCGUCGACACCUCGGAAGCUCUGCGGAGGCUUCGAGCGCCUGGCUUCUACGGCUCCGACGAGGACGUGAAGCUGGGGAACUACAAUCCCGAUCUGCUCUCGCUGCCGUCCGUGGGGAGCCAUGCGGUUCCGCUCGCGGACUUGUGGGGCGCAGGCGGGCGCAGGCGCGUCGCGGAGUUCGUCCGCGAUAGUGUGCUACCUGCGGGACCGGCGCUGGAGAGGAGGAAGAUGCGCGGCGUGAGGGCGCCCUAUUCCGACCCAGCUCUUCGCCAACCGCGUGUGUGGAGCGAUUUUGUUUCGCGGCUUCAUCGCAGCGGCCUGCUAGAUUUUGCCUACGACCGCGGCAGAGAGUCCGUGGAAUUCUUCUGUGUUCCGAAAAAGGAUCAGCGAUUGAGACUCGUUUGCGAUUGUCGUCACAGCAACGUUUGGUUUCGUGAGCCUGAUAAUGUGACCCUUUGUACUGGUGAGACCCUUGGGAACCUCGAAGUCGGUGAAGACGAGACGCUUUAUAUUUCGGAAGCUGACCUGUCCAAUGCAUUCUACCAUUUGCAGCUGCCUGUCGAGUUGCGGGAUCUGUUCGCCCUUAGGCGCGUCCGUGCUCGGGAUAUCGGCUUGACUGAGAUCGACGGGAUGCCGUAUGUCGACAACUUCGUGGCUAUUUCGACCGUCGCCUCCAAGGUGCAUCGCCUCGCGUCCGCCGUCGUGGAGGGUUUCAGGGAGGCGGGGUUGGUCGUGACCGCCGAUGUCGACUCGCCCGGAGAGGAUCUCGCUGGGGACCGCACCGUCUUGGGAUGGGAUAUCAGUUGUCGUGCCGCUGUCCUGAGGCCUACCCGGGCCCGUGUCUGGAGGGCCCGCUUGUGCGUCCGUGCCGUGCUUCGUCGUGGCCGCAUCUCUGGGAAUAUCCUCGAGAGGCUUGUGGGGCACAUGGGGUUUAUCAGCCUGGUCCGACGGGAAAGCCUCUCGGUCUUCGACACGCUGUUCGCGUUCAUCCGCCGCUUCUACUCCGAGGAGGCCCCGCUGUGGCCCAGUGUCAUCAACGAGCUCGCGAUCUGGGAGGGGAUCGCGCCGCUGCUGUGGCGCAACCUGAAGGCUGCCGCCGCUGCCGCCGUGUCCGACGACCCCGAGGCGCAGUGGCUGUCUGGAGUGCACGACAACGGGUGCGGAGGUCUCUGGGAUGUUGAUGGGGGGCCGCCGCCUGCUGGCAGUACCGCCGCCGUCCUAGGUUCCGGGCUCGGCGAUUCUCGUGACGCCGUGUUUCGUGAGGUACCCCUGAAGCUCUUAAGACGUGACUGGAAGAUCGUCGGGAGGUACAAGUGGAACGUUGAGGAGCCGAUGCCUAUCCUCGAGGGCCGGGCUAUCCUAUAUGCGCUCCGACACGCCCUGAGGAAUGUUCAGAACUUCGGGCGGCGGAUCGCGGUCCUGGGGGACGCCCUCGUCGCUGCCUGCGCUGUCUCGAAGGGGCGGUCUGAUUCGAGGGCGAUGCUCAAGGUCACCCAGUCCGUUGCUGCUCUCUGUCUGGCCACUGGGUGCGCGUUGCACUGCCGGUGGCUCCCCUCAGAGUGGAACGUGGCUGACGGGCCCUCGAGAGGGCUGGCAGUGCCGUCAGUGCCGCAGCCGCUGUCUCUCUCGAAGCCUCACGAGCUGGAGUGGCUUCGCUCGGCUGGGCAGCCCGCGCCUGCCCAGCGGCCGCGCCCCGCGGCAGGAGGCGAUGCUGCUGCGAGCGUCGCCGUCGACCGGCUCCCCGCCGACUGGGUCGGCUUCGCGGCCCUCGGGGAGGAGCAGCCAGACGCGGACGCCAGCCGCUUCGACCCCAUCUUCAUCGGCGGCGUUUCCUUCGCGGGCCGCUCCCAGCAGCGCGCCGGCGGCUGUGCCCGCGUGAAGGAGGCGGCGAGGCGGCGGGCGGCCGCGACCGCGGCCGAGGGGUUGACCGUUUGCCAGACUCACUCGGUUCGCCCCGCUACGUUGCGGCUGUACCAAGACGACUUUGCCUCGUUCAAGCGCUGGCUGAAUCGCCAUGGCCGCCUGAUGCCCGAGGGCGAGCUGGACACCGACCAGACCCUCUCCCAGUACUUGGACGAGAUGUACCUCGACGGCGCGCACGUGAGCUUGGGGCAGCGGAUGCUCGCCUCGGUGCUGUUCCACCAGUCGGCGCUGAGCAAGGCGGGCGGCGCGCGGAUGGCGCGGAGCUCCAGGCUCGGGGUGCCGUACGAGGUGAUGUGCGUGGUCGUGAUGUGGAUGUGGGCGCACGGCCUGUGGGAGGAGGGGCUGGUGACCUGGCUGACGUUCGAGAUGUACUACCGCCCGAACGAGCCGUUCACCCUCCGCGCGCGGGACCUCGCGCCGCCGGUGGCGGGCUCGCGGGCCGGCGGCAGCUGGUCGCUGACGCUGCACGCCCGCGAGCGCGGGGUGGCCUCAAAGACCCAGGAGUUCGACCAGGCGCAGCUCCUGGACCUGGACCGGCAGGCGGCUCUCGGCCCAGCGCUCGGCGCCGUGCUGGAGGCGCGCUUCGGGCCGCAGUGGCGCCAGGCGGUGCUGAAGCGGCCUGCGGGGGCUGCUGCGGCCCCGCCCCUCUUCACGAUCAGCAGCACCCAGGCGGGGCAGGCGUUCGACAGGGCGGUGCAG